AUGGGAUAUGGUGGGAAUCGACUACAUUGGUCCGAUAAACCCUCGUUCGACGGAAGAACACUAAUACAUCGUGGUGAUAGCGGAAUACGUGACGAAGUUCGUGGGAUUGGCAUGCCACACGACGGUGGAUGGAGACUAUGUAUUUUAGACUUGGGAAUCACAAGGGGCGUCAAUGUUCGGCUGGCCGAAAGUUAUCUAUUGCGACAAUCGCUCACAUUUUGUGAACAUGAAUGUCAAGGUAGCAGCGGAACGUCAUGGCACAAGGAUGUAGUUGGAACCUACGUCUCAUCGCUCAUCUACAGGCUUGCCAGAACGCGUCGUUCGCCCGGUAAAGGAUCAACUACAGAAAUAGGCAGCAGAGCGAGAGGGACUUGCGUUGAACCUCUGGCACAUGGUAGUGCCCACCAUCAACGUCAACCUCAACAACAGGAACCGCCUUCAAAGCAUCCAGGCAUACUUGAGCAACAGCCAGACGAGCAAACCUUGAGCGACGACGAACGUGUGGCCAGGGAGUUGAACUUGGCGCUUGUCGACGCCAGAGAGGAGCUCCGAGAGAGUAUACAAAACCGAGCGAACAACUUAACGCAGCCGGUUGUCCCGCGAACAUACAGACGGCUGAGAGUUGGCACAAUCGUAUGGGAAAAACAUGAUAAAGCCGCAACGCUGAAGACCAAGUCUCAUAAGUCCUGGGGGAAUCUAUCAAGAGCCACUGAACAGGUAUCGGAGGUCGUGUAUAUGACGACGAGUCUGGUGGCACCAGGCAAAGCCCGGAAGGUACAUGUCGACGACUUGAAACUGUAUGUGAGGCGUCUGGCGAGGCUGGAACCUCCGAAGGUCAUCAAGCUGGAACUAGACGCCAACAAGGAAGAUCAACGACAGAUGCUGGAGGAUCCCACUUGGGACAACCCUGAGAUUAUUGAUUCUAUGCGAACAUGUGAGUACGCUGGGAGGCGACGCUCCCAUCAUUCGGUUAGAGUGCUGAGCACUUUGCGUGCUACGGAUUGGUACAGGCAAAUGGACACCGGAGGAUCUGGUGGCGGGAAUGACGGAGCGGAAGAACUUGGCAUCAUGUGA
This is a messenger RNA of Fusarium proliferatum ET1, 1074 nucleotides long. RefSeq lists its product as uncharacterized. The transcript has 2 exons. The coding region runs from base 1 to 1074 and encodes 357 amino acids. NCBI's taxonomy places the organism in Eukaryota, Fungi, Ascomycota, Sordariomycetes, Hypocreales, Nectriaceae. The record is from RefSeq and is a predicted model, not a curated record.